Cyclocybe aegerita is the source of this 924-nucleotide messenger RNA. Lineage: Eukaryota; Fungi; Basidiomycota; Agaricomycetes; Agaricales; Hemipholiotaceae. The record is from the annotation of a GenBank genome assembly.
AUGGCCGCCAGCAGACUGAGCAGACUCUGCAAGCGUUCUCUCUCCGUAUUCAACCCAUCCAGCCAACUGUGGUUACCAAUAGUAUCUUCGAGAUGCGCACCGAGCCAAGGGAAAGCGCAGCCUGCUCUCCAAUCCAGCCUAUCUCUCAUAACACAAAACCUCGACGCCUUCUCCUCACGUCCCAUCGCAAGGGCCGAACAACUCCUUGGUGGAAUCCUCAAGGAAUCCGAAGGUCCUCCUGACAUUAUCUUUCUCCAAGAAGUCAGGUCCGAUGUCCGCACCUCUAUUCUGAGCAAUCCGGAAGUCCGCGAAGCAUUCCUGGUCACGGACGCCGAGGACCUAACGUCGUUUAAGGGCGUACCCUUUGCGAACAUGACAUUGCUGUCGAGCAAGCGCUUUACCUUCAACUUGGAGUCGCAGAAGGACGGCAAUGGGGUCGAGCGAGGAGAGAAAUUCAUGCUGGGUCCCGUUUCGCGCAUCGAACUCCCCAGCAAGUAUGGGAGGUGUGCUCUUUCCGUGGACAUUAUCCCCGCUUCCACCCUGUCUACCCCAACCCUUGCCUAUUGUCUCAUCAACAUGGAGAUCCUUGCCAACCUCCUGCGUGAGCCUGGAUGCGGUGGUGGACUGAUCGCCGGAGACUUCAAUGCCAUUAGCCCCAAGGAUCAUACUCUCCUCGAUAAGAACGGACUGGUGGAUGCGUGGGUCGCGUUAUACGGAAAGCAAGGGCUUAAGGGAGCUACGUGGGGAGUAGGGGGGGAACGACAUGACGGUGGAAGGUUGGACAAGGUUGCGAUGUUGGGCGUAGAGGCGAAGGAUAUGGAGAUUCUGCGUCCUGGUCUGAUCGAGGUGCCCAAGCCCAGCAAGAAUUCCGACUUGAUCCCUUGCAGUGACCAUUGCGGGCUGAGACUCAGCUUUACCAUUUGA